GAGUGCAAGUGAGCAGCUCGGCGGGUAGUUGGCCCUGUCGUAGUUGUCGCUGAAACGUCACCAGUUCCGAUCAGGCCCGCAGCAUAAGUUCCGGUCGCUGUCACUAGUCACUGUCAGUCGCAGGGCAACAGCUACAAAGACCACAUCCCAAGCAACAACUUCGGAACGGAAACGGAUACGGACAGGGAACGGCUCAGGGACAAGGACUACAGAGACGCAAGCAAGCAACUCAUCAUGGUUCAGAUAUCGCAGACGGAGGAGGACAUCAAGAUCUCCAUCGAACUCAAUCGCUUGGUAACCCGCAAGCCGGAUGUUGUCCUCCUGCCGCAGUAUCUUAAGUUCAACAAUCCUCCCAUUUUCUUUGAGCGUCAUCUGGCCCAAGAGAUUGACGAAAUGGCCAGCUUUUGUCGCAUUUUCAAGAACGAGGCCCGCAUCGUGCUGGUGAAGAAGGAGAAGGGCUUUUGGCCCGAGAUGUUCCAGAAACUUGACAAAGAGGCCCUUAUGCAGAAGCGCCUGGAGAUUGCCGACCUGAUUGUGGAGCGUAACAAAAAGCGGGACGAGAAGGCGCUGGAGCGGUAUGAGAACAAGCGGCGUGCUGAGAUUGAAAAGGAGAUAAAGCGGGAGACAGCUAUGCGGGAACGGGUGAAGCAGUUCCAGGAGGACUCCGUCCGUGAAGCCCUUGUGGUGGACGUUCGCAAGGAAGCCAAUAACGCCACUCCCAAGACGGAACAACCGUCUUCGGUGGUGCCCUCCGCUAGUCGCCUGGCCACACCCCUAAUGCUUCCACCGAUGAGCUCUGUGCGCGGCAGCGGGCGGAUUACCGUUAGCUUCUCAAGCCAGCACAAGCGGAACACGCCGAUGAGGGAGUCGCAGACCACCAGGGACAAUGCCUAUGCUGCUGCCGGCGGACCUAAUGCGGCUGUUAAUCCUCCCAUGGAGAGCCUCGACGAGUGAAGUUAAAAGGAGUUUGACACAAAUUGUGCGUGCGUGCGUUCUUGAGACUGUUCAAAAUGUUUCCUAUCUUCAUAUUCCAACAAAUAAAUUUACAGGUGUGGGCUUUACUUGCAACAA
Drosophila kikkawai is the source of this 1071-nucleotide messenger RNA. It is a transcript of the gene Dnaaf4, whose product is annotated as Dynein axonemal assembly factor 4. The record is from RefSeq and is a predicted model, not a curated record. Lineage: Eukaryota; Metazoa; Arthropoda; Insecta; Diptera; Drosophilidae. Gene Ontology annotation, biological process: cilium movement; outer dynein arm assembly; inner dynein arm assembly.